UGUGAACGCAACCAUAGUGCAUCCAGCUGAUAAUUGGAGUGUAUAAUUUAAAGAACAUUUAUUAUUAGGAAAAUAUACGGGAAAACACAUUUUUCGUGUUCUAGCAAUGAAUCCUGAGUUAGAAUGAACUUUGAAGAAUGCAUUCAUCCCGCAAGAGAGUUUGUCCAGGACACGUGAGCAGUCUACAUGCCACGCUACCGGUGGAGUCAUACAAGGGUACAGUGAAGGAAAAAGCAGAGGAGCUAGUGAAAAAAAAGUUUCCUGAGCGUAUUAUCCAUUUCAACAAGCUUCUGGAGGAGUCUCCAUUCUUGUGUGAAAACCUUGAAGUUGUGCACUCUGACCUCAAGAUUCCUGUGCCUGAACCACAUAUUGUGAACAACCAUGAUGGGGAUCCUCCCGGAAAGAAGCGAAAGAUGUCUGAUGGAUUAGAAGAUGCUGUGACGGGAGCAAAAGUGUUUAUACUUCCAUCAGGCUCAGUGCCCAUCAAUCCACACAUCACACUGAUGGUUGAUACAAUCAAACCACUCAUCUGCCAACUUGUUGAAGAAGCAAAUCUGCUGAAAAUGUGGAUAUCCUUCUUGAUUCCAAAAAUUGAAGAUGGCAAUAAUUUUGGUGUGAGCAUCCAAGAGGAGACCUUGGGAGAAAUCCGUACUGUGGAAUCUGAGGCAGCUUCAUUUUUCGACCAGAUAUCACGAUAUUAUAUGACACGUGCUAAGCUCGUGUCCAAGGUUGCCAAAUAUCCUCAUAUUGAUGAUUACCGCCGAACUGUAGUGGAGUUAGAUGAGAAGGAAUAUCUGUCUUUACGUAUUACGUUGUCUGAGAUCAGGAAUCAUUAUGCUACACUCCAUGACAUGAUCACGAAGAACAUGGAGAAGAUCAAGAAGCCACGCUCUACCAACUCUAUUGAGGCCAUGUACUAAUAUGUCGUCAUUACCUAUAAACUUUCCUGACCUUCUGUCAAUUGUGUAAUGUCCAAGAAAUAUCAUAUUUCAUGUGUAAAAAAAAAGGAAAAAAAAGAAAAAAAAAUGAGCACAAGAAAUGGUAUUACUUUUAAGGGAUUCCCUUUUUUAUUUUUUAUUCAAGGUGUAUCAGUUUAUAGUUUAUGGAGUAUUGAACAUAAAAUAUUCCUGUUAACCUUGGGGAAAUUUAUUUGUAAUACCUGUAUCUGACUGCAUAUGAUUACGGAAAGUAUUAUUGCACUGUUAUUCAUGGAAAUUUAAAGAAUGAAGCACUGGCAUACAUGCUCAAAUUAUUGUUAUU
This is a messenger RNA of Homarus americanus (American lobster), 1260 nucleotides long. RefSeq names its product proteasome activator complex subunit 3-like (gene REG). Gene Ontology annotation, cellular component: cytoplasm; nucleoplasm; proteasome activator complex. The record is from RefSeq and is a predicted model, not a curated record. Gene Ontology annotation, molecular function: endopeptidase activator activity. NCBI's taxonomy places the organism in Eukaryota, Metazoa, Arthropoda, Malacostraca, Decapoda, Nephropidae. The transcript is spliced from 6 exons. The coding region runs from base 138 to 920 and encodes 260 amino acids. Gene Ontology annotation, biological process: regulation of proteasomal protein catabolic process; positive regulation of endopeptidase activity; regulation of G1/S transition of mitotic cell cycle.